AUGAUUUCGAGAUCGUAUGCCAACUUGUUAGAUCUAGCAAAUGGGAAUUUUCCUGCCAUGGAAGAACCCAGAAGGAAGAUGUUCUCCAGGACAAUGACUGUCCCUGGGGUUUUAUCAGAGCUUGAUGACGAUCAAGCUCGUAGUGUUUCGUCUGAAGCCCCUUCAACGGUUUUGGCUGAUAGGUUAAUCGUCGUUGCCAAUCAAUUACCCAUUAAAGCUACUCGUAGAAUUGAUGAUAAAGGAGAAUCGUCAUGGAAUUUCUGCUGGGAUGAGAAUUCUCUGUAUAAGCAUAUUAAGGAUGGCCUGCCUGAAGAAAUGGAGGUUAUUUACGUAGGCUCACUGAGGGCUGACGUUGACCCUAGUGAACAAGAUGAAGUUUCCCAGAUACUGCUAGAGAGGUUCAAAUGUGUACCUGCUUUUCUACCUGCAGCAGUUUUAGACAAGUAUUACCAUGGCUUCUGUAAGCAGCAUUUGUGGCCCCUGUUCCAUUACAGGUUACCGUUUUCAGCUACCCAUGGUGGCCGGUUUGACCGAUCUUUGUGGGAAGCUUAUGUGGCUGCAAACAAGAUUUUCUCUCAGAAGGUGAUUGAGGUGAUAAACCCUGAUGACGAUUAUGUUUGGAUUCACGAUUAUCAUUUGAUGGUGCUUCCGACCUUCUUGAGGAGACAUUUUAAUAGGCUGAGGAUGGGGUUUUUCCUCCAUAGCCCUUUCCCAUCCUCAGAGAUAUACCGGACUUUGCCUGUACGAGAGGAGAUCUUGAAGGCACUUCUAAAUGCUGAUCUCCUUGGGUUUCACACAUUUGACUAUGCUCGCCAUUUUCUUUCUUGCUGUAGUAGGAUGCUUGGUUUGGAGUACCAGUCGAAAAGGGGGUACAUUGGGUUGGAAUACUAUGGGAGGACCAUUGGCAUAAAGAUUAUGCCAAGUGGGAUCCACAUGGGACAAAUGGAGUCUGUGUUGAGGCAAUCAGAUAAACAAUCGAGAGUCCGGGCGCUUGCACAGCAAUUUGAAGGGAAAACGGUGCUACUUGGCGUCGAUGAUUUGGAUAUUUUUAAAGGUGUGAAUCUUAAGGUUUUAGCAAUGGAACAGAUGCUCAAGUCACAUCGUAGUUGGCUUGGACGUGCUGUCUUGGUGCAAAUCUUGAAUCCCGCUCGUGGCAAAGGGCGACAAGUGGAGGAGAUAGAAGCGGAGAUAAGAACAAGCUCUGAAAGAAUCAACCAGGAGUUGGGAAGUCCGGGGUACACCCCUAUAGUGCUUGUUGAUACGCCACUUAGUUUAAGUGAAAAGGCUGCAUAUUAUACCAUCUCUGAGGCUGCUGUUGUCACAGCUAUAAGGGACGGUAUGAAUCUUACUCCAUACGAGUAUGUCGUGUGCAGGCAAGGGAUUUCAGGGACCGACAUUUCAAAUUCUCCCCAAAAGAGCAUGCUAGUGGUCUCUGAAUUUGUUGGGUGUUCACCUUCCUUAAGUGGUGCUAUACGAGUCAACCCAUGGAAUGUGGAUGCGACAGCAGAAGCAAUGUAUGAGGCUAUUUCGACUCCAGAGGUUGAAAAACAGAUGCGUCAUGAGAAGCAUUAUAGAUACGUCAGCAGCCAUGACGUGGCUUAUUGGUCGCGAAGCUUCUUCCAAGAUUUGGAGAGGAAUUGUGCUGACCAUUUCCGGCGACGGUGUUGGGGCAUAGGAUUGAGCUUUGGAUUUAGAGUUGUGGCCCUCGAUCCUAUGUUCAGGAAGUUGACCAUGGAUGCCAUUAUGGAUGCUUACGGACGUGCUCAGAGUAGAGCCAUCUUGUUGGAUUAUGAUGGCACUGUCAUGCCACAAUCAUCCAUUGAUACAAGUCCAAGUGAGGAGGUCAUAUCCAUUAUCAACAGACUCUGCAACGAUCCUAAGAAUAUGGUGUUCGUCAUCAGUGGACGAGGUAAAGAAAGUCUUGGCAAAUGGUUUGCCCCAUGUGAGAAACUAGGCCUUGCAGCCGAACAUGGUUAUUUUAUGAGGUGGCCGGCUGAUAAAGAAUGGGAGACAUGUGCACAAAACACCAAUUUUACAUGGAUGCAGAUGGCUGAACCUGUUAUGAGAUUAUAUACAGAAGCCACUGAUGGUUCUUACAUUGAAAGGAAAGAAAGUGCAUUGGUUUGGCACCAUCAGGAUGCUGAUCCAAGUUUUGGCUCGGCUCAGGCUAAGGAAAUGUUGGACCAUCUUGAAAGCGUGCUUGCUAAUGAACCUGUAGUCGUAAAAAGUGGUCAAUACAUUGUAGAAGUGAAACCACAGGGUGUGACUAAAGGUUUAGUUGCAGAAAAGAUCUUCUUAUCGAUGUUUAGGAACGAAAGACGGGCUGAUUUUGUUCUUUGCGUUGGAGAUGAUAGAAGCGAUGAAGACAUGUUUGUGAUGAUUGGUGAUGCAAUAAAGGCGGGUGUAAUCUUGAACAAUAAAUCGGUGUUUGCUUGCACAGUUGGACAGAAACCUAGCAAAGCUGAGUACUACUUGGAUGACACAGUAGAAGUUAUAAACAUGCUUGAGAAUCUUGGAGACGUAUCAGAUUCUGAAGAAGAAGAUGAUCCUGGAAGCUCUUCAUCUUGAGGUUUUUCAUUUCAUUUCAUUUCUCUGCUGUAUUUCUUGUUGGGGUUGAAGCAUUGAAUUCAAUCCCUCUAAAGAUUGAAGGUGGAGUUUGUACAUUCUGAUCUUGAUGGGAAUCCAAUCCAGAAAGCAAGCAGUAAAGAAAGAGGGGGGGGGGGGGGAUUUUUUUUUGAUUAUUAUGAUCAUUAUUAUAUAGGAGGAGGUUACAGCUGAGUUUGUUUUGUUCUUUGUUUGUUGGAAACAUGGAAGAACAGUGUUGGUACAUUAUGGACAUAGGCAGGGAGGGAGGGCACCUUGCUGAAAAUGAUUGUUUUUCUUUGUUUCUGUCUGAAAUGAACAGAUUAUGAACUCUGUUUGGCUAUUUUCAUGUAAAUCUUGAUAGAGUUUUAUCUUGUUUCUUUAUUGCAUUCA
This is a messenger RNA of Cynara cardunculus var. scolymus (artichoke), 2976 nucleotides long. Its product is annotated as probable alpha,alpha-trehalose-phosphate synthase [UDP-forming] 7. Lineage: Eukaryota; Viridiplantae; Streptophyta; Magnoliopsida; Asterales; Asteraceae. The record is from RefSeq and is a predicted model, not a curated record. Bases 1 to 2568 code for a protein of 855 amino acids. Gene Ontology annotation, biological process: trehalose biosynthetic process. Gene Ontology annotation, cellular component: cytosol. The transcript has 3 exons. Gene Ontology annotation, molecular function: catalytic activity.